UCAAACUCAUAAAACCCCGCCCUGAAACCAUGGCUUCCAUGGCCUGUUUAAAUUCUUCUGCCCCUGCAACCCGUUCCAACCGGCGUGUCAAACUCAACGUCGGCGGCAAGCUCUUCGAAACCACAGCCUCCACCAUUGAAUCCGGCGGUCCGGAUUCGCUCCUCGCGACUCUCUUGAACCGGCCGCUCAACGAGCUGGACCCGGUCUUUAUAGACCGGGACCCGGAAAUCUUCUCGGUCCUCCUCUCUCUUCUUCGGUCGAACCGCCUUUCGUCCGCUGCCCGCCGUUUCUCCAAGCAGGAACUCGCCGACGAGGCGCUCUACUACGGCGUCGAGUCCCGUCUCCGCUCGGCGAUGUCCCCGGUGCCGCUGAAAGGUGCAGACGCAUCCCUCGUGACUACCAUUCUCCCAGCAGCCGAUGGUCUCGUCUCCGCAUAUACUGCUGACGAUGAAGACGGCUCCCUCUGCGUGGCCCACGGUGGCCAGAUCUCCUUAUAUGAUUGGAAUCUCUCCCACGCCGGCACCGUACGUACACACCUCGAUGAAAUCACCUCGAUACGCCGCAUCUGGCCUGAGAUUGCCGCGGUGGGGUCCGAAUCGGCCGCGGGGCUCCAUUUCUACGACCUUUCCAAGGCGCGCCGCGUAGGGGCGGCCCACUGGAGGGACCCCUCGGAUCCGAGGAUCUACAAGGCCCGAGUCGCCGCCAUCGCCGAUUCCCCUGGCUCGGUUUUCGCGUCGUUCGACUGCCCGCACAGGGAAAACUGCGUGCUCCUUAUAGACAAGUCAACGCUGCAAAUCUCGUCGACUCUCGGACGGCAAUCGGGCAGCUGCGUGAAGACCAUGGUCCCAGGAAAACUGACAUGGUUGCCGGCUGAUGGGCUGCUUGUCGGGAGCGCGAUCGUAUCAGGAGCUUUCGGGUAUUCCGGGUACAUCAGGUUGUGGGAUUCCAGGCUUGAUAAAGUAGUAUGGGAAACGAACGAACCGGGGUCAGGACGGAGCAGCAGGUUCGGCGACUCAUUUGCCGAUGUAGGUGUGGACGUGGAAGGGAUGAAGCUGUUCAAGGUUUGUUCAAAGUCCGGCGACGUGGGUAUGGCGGAUUUGCGUAAUUUAGGGGAUGAUCCUUGGGUAUAUUUGCAUGACAAGAACCCAAGCAUGAGAAGCAGUGGCGGUGGCGAGGACUGCGUGUUGCACUGUUACAGGAAGCAAGUGUUUCUGGGAAGAGAUGGGGAACUAGAGGUCUGGUCAAGAGUAGCCGAGGAAGGAGAUAGUGAGAAUUUGUACAGGAGAAAUUUUAUGGAUAAAGUGGAGGACAUGGAAAGAGGAGUUAUAAAAAAGAUUGAAGGUGGUGGGAAUAGGUUGUUUCUUAGUAGGGAAGGUGUUGAGGGGAUAGAAGUAUGGGAAAGCUCUAACUGUUCAGGUGCAAUUUCUGUACUAACGCCAACAAUCAACAGCAAACAACCGAUAAAGAAGAAGAAGGAAACUUUUUGAGUUUUGGUUCGAGGUCAGAAAUGGGUUACAAGAGGGUCGAGUCUCUGUGUGUGUUAUAAUUUAGACAUGUAAAACUCAUCUGUAUAUAAUGUUGAUACCAACAGUCAACAGAUAGGAUAGUCUGAGAGUUCCCUAAUUUCUCAUGUGAUGACGAACCUUGCCUCCAUGGUUUACAUGUAUAGGGAGAUAUUCUUUUACUGCAAUUCUGCAAUGGUGCAUCAAUUGGUUUGGUUGAGUUUAGGUAGGGAACACUGAAGCAAAUCAUAUGUUUCUGUUCCAAAAGAAUACCAAGGAGGAAAGGAUGAAUUUAGGGCUUGGAGCUAACCGGAAAAUUUCUUGAGGGAUUUUGUAAAA
Molecule: messenger RNA, 1841 nt
Organism: Carica papaya (papaya)
Lineage: Eukaryota; Viridiplantae; Streptophyta; Magnoliopsida; Brassicales; Caricaceae
Product: BTB/POZ domain-containing protein
Biological process (GO): protein homooligomerization
Molecular function (GO): protein binding
Source: RefSeq, a predicted model, not a curated record